Messenger RNA from Symsagittifera roscoffensis, 1352 nucleotides. RefSeq lists its product as uncharacterized. The record is from RefSeq and is a predicted model, not a curated record. The transcript is spliced from 3 exons. NCBI's taxonomy places the organism in Eukaryota, Metazoa, Xenacoelomorpha, Acoela, Convolutidae. The coding region runs from base 779 to 1153 and encodes 124 amino acids.
CGCAUCACGAGAUUGGAUUAGAUUGUAUCUCAACUGCUGAUUCAAUUGUCUCGAUUGCGUGAAACAAAACGGUCUAAAUUAAAUAGGCCCUUAUUGAAAAUGACGUUCAUAUUUCCAUGAACAAAACCGUGGAGUUCAAUUCCGUCAAAACUUUUCUCAGAUGCCAUUAUGUAUACGCUCCAAGGAAAAACUUAGGAUUCAACCGAGCAAAAAGGGAAGUCAAAGAUUUCACAAUGUAGGAAGGCACAUCCAACCACAUCCUCAUCAUCAUCCGCUUCAUUCUCCGCCUUUCAUCCGCUUCAUUCAUCCGCUUCAUUCUCCGCUUCUUCAGAAAUUGUACCUGUGUUGAGUUCUUUUUGGUCUUGUUUUGUUUUACCAACAUAAUCAAUAUUUAAUGAGUCCUUCGGCUCUUAAUUUCUUAAUUCUUAUUGAAUCUGACUGCAAAAAAGGAGCGAAUUUGGAAAACACGAUAAACCAUCGUUUUUAUUUAAAUCACGACUUGGUUUUCUUGGCCUCAUGCUUUUGCAAGAAAGCUUUUAAUAUAAAUCAGUUCAACAUCUAUUUAUCAACCCGCAAACAAAGAGUGAACAUAGGCAGCAUAUUAGCCCACAAAUCGAAACAAACAUCUAAUCAAACCACAAUAAUUGACAAUAAAAUCUCGAGGCUAGGCAGCAAACUCACGAAUUUGAUACUGUCGCUAUAAAUAAUAGUUCGCUUAUUGUUUUAAGUUAAUAAGUAAGGCGUAAAUUUCUUAACUCUGAUUGUCAGUUUCGGAAUUAUGGACGAAAAUGGAAAGUACCAGGUUAAAUUGCGUAUGAAAAAAGGCGGAGCUAGAUUCCGGAAAUCAAACUCAAUAACAGCUGACGUCAUAGAAAUGAAGACUUUGAUGGAGGAGGAUUCUGCCGACGAAGAGGAGGUGGCAACUCCUCGACUGUACAGAUCCCAUUCAGUUCCCUCGACUCCGCUUACGACUCCAAACAAACCAAAGAAAGAAGAAAAAGUCAGCAGUGGUCGCACGAAGCGAAUUUUGUCCAGAUGUGCCACAACUAUCGGCACCAUGUCCAAAUGCACAAUGGAACACAUUACACAAGUGGUGCCUGCCCCUGGACAGACCAACGCAGCUGUCAACCACGUGAACAAACACUCACGAUAAUGGAGAAAAAAGACUGACUUAUUUUCCGGUUAUACCAAUAACUGAGUCAGAAAAAGGCUUAUAACAAUUGCAUUAAAAUUAAGUUAUUUUUUCCAAUUAUUUUGGUUGCAACAAUGAAGAUGAUUAGUUGCAUUUAUAGAGCUUCAAAGAAAAUGAUUUGGCAGCAGAGCAGAAAACUUGAUCAAUGACUUGUGUAUCU